Nymphalis io (European peacock) is the source of this 3084-nucleotide messenger RNA. It is a transcript of the gene Slmap, whose product is annotated as sarcolemmal membrane-associated protein. Bases 371 to 2803 code for a protein of 810 amino acids. The record is from RefSeq and is a predicted model, not a curated record. Lineage: Eukaryota; Metazoa; Arthropoda; Insecta; Lepidoptera; Nymphalidae. Gene Ontology annotation, molecular function: protein binding. The transcript has 14 exons.
UUAUUUAGUUAAAUAUAUUUUUUUACUAAAUUUAUAUUUUUAAAACCUAAUAAAAAAACAAAUGAAAUAAGAACGAUAGAGACCCAACUCAACAAAACAAAUGUCCGAUUCGUGCGCCCAUUUCAAAUUGAUGGUUUCCCAAUAACUAAAGAAGCAGUAGGCGAAAGGAAUCAAGUUUCAUUUUCUAUUUUUUAAGUGUUUUAAUGAGUGAAAAUUUAUUGAAGAUACAUGGAUCAAAAUUGUUAACCUCUUGCCUAUUGAAAUCACUUAUUCCCCAACAUGACGAGAUUUAAAGUUAUCCUUUCACCGUAAAUCCAGUGAUUGUUUUUAUCCUCAAUGUGGAACUCGUCAUUAAAACUACGGGGCACCAAUGCUUACUCUGAAAGCGAAUUGUAUAAUGGUGAUAGCAAAGAAUAAGAAGCAAAAUAAGACACAAAUAAAGGGUAUGGAUUACAAUUGGACUCCAGCUCCAGAGAGCCUAAAUAACCAGGAUGUAAGUGUUCCAAGGGCGGUCUUUAUUCCUCACUCGAAUUCCUUACCAUUUGAAGAAAGACGCGUCACAUUGGAGCAACCUGUCAAGAUUGGAAGGAAUGUGUAUCGCUCGUCUCCGUCACCUACGAAUACAAUAUUCGAAUGCAGGGUGUUAUCGCGACACCAUGCUACACUGUAUUAUGAUAAAGGCCACUUUUACCUUGUGGACAACCAAAGCAGCAAUGGCACAUUUGUUAACAAUAGUCGGUACACGUUGGCGAAGGAACCGCACGAGGUAUUCUCCGGGGAUAUAGUCCAGUUCGGCAUUCCUGUAGUCGAGAAUGCCGAUAAUUCGGAAAAGAACACAUUUCCCCCCGUCGUCGCGCUCCUCAAACUCUACCACCCCGAUGGCCAGGAGGCAAAAUUGUCGUUCAACCCCGCCAUGACAACUCCGCUACAUCUCAAAGAGUUAUAUCAAUUAAACAAUUUCGUUCAGGAAGCGAUCCAGCGCGAGGCGUCGCUGGAGAGCCGGCUGCGCACGCUGCGCGAGUGCGUGGAGCGCACGCGCGCCGAGGCGGCCGCGUCGUGGGAGCUGUUCGUGGGCGAGCAGCGCCUGCUCAUGCGCGUGCACACCAUGGAGGCCAUGCUGGCGGCCGGCAAGAACCCCGACGCGCACCACGUGGCGCAGCUGCUCACCGACAAGAGGAACUACCAGGAGGUGGCGCAGGAGAGCCUGCGCACGGCGCACGAGCAGCGGCUGGCGCUGGAGGAGUCGCUGGAGCGCCGCAGUCGCGAGGCGGCCGCGCUGCACCACCACAACUACGCGCUGCGCCUCGCCGCCUCCGACGCGCUGCAGGAGCUGCAGAAAUUAGCAGCCCGUUGCGACCGUAAGAUGUGUGCAGCGCGCCUGGCAGUCGCUGCAGCGGAAGAGAGGGAGCAGACGUUAAGGAAACACCUGCCUCUCGCUUACUCUGUACAAAACGGCGAAGCGAAGAUGUUAGUGGUGAGCACGGACAGCAACAAGCUGCAGGAGGCGAAGCGCAACGGCUCGCUGGAGGACGCCGUGCGCGCGCUGCCCGACUACAUCAAGCUGCUGCUGCCGCAGCACUUACUCAACAAGGUGGGCAUUAAGGCGAUAUCUGCUGAAGGAAAGUCAGCAAAAGAAUUUGAACUGAUUUUGAAGCAAAAUAAUAUAUAUAAUUUGGAAGAAAGAGAAAAGCAGCAAGUGGAAGAAUGCAGUGUCGGGGGCAGCGGGGAGAAACCUGGUGAUUCAGAUCUUUGUACUGACGAUGAAAAGCAUUCAAGGCUUAACCAUGACACAACAGUUCAUGAAGUGGAAAAUUUGGGAACCAUAGAUGGUGAAAUUCGUCCAGAUAACAAUGCUAAUUCUACUUAUAGCGAACCUGACAUAAAAGAAGAUUCUUCGGGCAAGGGCGGCGUCGAAUACGCCAACAUAUUGCGCGUGAUGGCCGGACUCAACGAAGAGAUCAAGGCUCUCCGCGAGCGAGUGAGCGCGUGCACGGCCGAGAACGAGAAGCUGCGCGACGUGCGCGACGAGCUGCUCGCCGCGCAGCUCGAGCCGCGCCCGCACGACGACGACGACGUCGCCACCUACCGCGCGCGCCUCGCUGACCUGCAGGAGCAACUCACCAAAUCGACAGUAGCGGAGGAGGCGAAGGUCGCCGAGAUUCAGCGGCUCGCCACGAACGCGGCGGAGAUGCAGGCCGAGCUCGCGUUCCGACCCACGCGCGCCGACAUCGACGACCUGACUGCCGUUGUGGGCAAGCUGCGUGCCGACCUGCUGGCGCGCGACCAGCAAGUUGAGCGUCUGCAAGCCGCCCUCGACAAGCACAGAAACACGGUCGACAGGGCCGUCGAAACGUCCACCUCGCUCGAGGACCUCCGUGUCGCCGUCGACGACACGAUCGACGAGAAGCAGAUCUCUGCCAAGAUCGACGAGAUGUUUAACAUAGACGACGAUGACGACGAAGACGAGGAGACCGAUUCAGCGGUCACCGAGAUCGAUAAGGACGAAAGCGCGGUCGGCCCGCGAUCCGACACGGUCGGCGUCGUCAGCGAGUACCUUAGACUCGACGACGAGGAGCGGCUGCAGGUCACGAUGCAGAACGGGACCCUGCACGCCCUCGAGGAGGAGUUGGUGCGAGCCAAAGAGAGGUGGGCUGAGGUGUGCGCCGAGCGAGCUCGACUGGCGGCACAGCUGGCGACGGUGCAGAACAAGCCGCUCCGCCUAGAUCUGUCGCACGCUGUGGCGUUAGCGGUGCCCGUGCUGGUGGCUUGCCUUUACUUCCUGUUGCUGCCUUACGUCUCCUGAUGGACCGCCACGUGGGACCCGCCUGGUUACGCGUAGCCCCGACAUUCGCCUGCGACGAUCGGACGGGCGUCGCGGUGUGACAUUUGAAGUUCAAACUUUGCUCACUAUUCUUCUAUCUUUUUUUAUCGAGAAAUAUAAUUGAAUUUCGAAAGCGAGCUUCCGCAACGAUAUCGACUCGCUCGGCCUCCGCGCCGCCGGGGCGUCGCGAGUUAUAGACGUUGUCGACCGAAGGUUGAAGAUAUUUAUGAAUUAAAAUAAAUUAAAAUAUAUUUUAGAAGUUA